GGCACCGGGACGGCACCGGGAACGCGCGGAGCGGCGGGGCCACGCCCCUUCCCUUGGGCCACGCCCCCUUUCUCUGGGCGCGAAGGUCUCGCGCGAGGCCCCGCCCCUCCCCUCCGCCGUGAGGCGAUUCCCGCCCCCCCACACCCACCCCCCGGCUCCCCCUCAGCCCCGCGGCGCUCCCGGGACCCCCCGACACCCCCGGGCCCCCCGACACCCCCGGGCGGGCCCCGGGGGCAGCGGCAGCACCGGAGCACCCCCGAACACCAUGGCUGCGGAAGCUCCGUGCGCCCCGGGCGCCGCCAUCCCCCUGCCAGCCCCUGCCGAGAGCGGCUGCUCGGACGAGUUUGCCCUGGACUGCACCUUCGCUGCCUGCGACCCCGAGCGGACAGGGCUGGUGCAGCCGCAGCGGGUGGUGGAGUACGUGGCGGCCAUGACCGGGCACAGCGGGCACGACGGGCGGCUGCAGGCUCUGCGGCGGGCGCUGGACCCCGCGGCCGCGGGCACGGCGCUGGACUGGGCCGCGUUCCGCAGCGCCAUGGGCGCCUGGAUCGCAGCGUGCCGGCAGGACGGGGCCGAGGAGCAGGAUGUGGGCGCUGGCGACGCCAGAGCAGUGCCAGCAGCAGAGGACGAAGGACAGGCAUCCCCAGCAGCCACCGAGCUCCAGGGUGACAACACGGACGUCACCACCCCCAGCGCCGAGGCCGCGGGGCUGCGGAGCCGUGCCCGGCAGCUGGCGGCCCAGAACGCCAAACUGCAGCGGGAUGCUGAGCUGGCCGAGGAGCUCAAUGCCCGCCUGGCCGAGGAGAUCGCACAGCUCCAGGCGCAGCUGCGAAGCAGCAGCCGGCAGGCGCUGGAGCAGGCCAGGGUGGCCGUGGAGGAGCUGGACGACAUGAAGGCCGUGGUGAAGCGGCUGGAGGAGGAGAACACCGAGCUGCGGCGGCAGGCACGGCACGCGGAGAAGGAGCAGCGCAGCCUGUGCUUGCAGGCCGAGGGUCUACAGGAGGAGGUCAGCCUUGGCCCCGGCGGCUGCCCCAGCGGGGCAGUGCCACGGGAAACCCCAGCCCUGUUUCACCCCCGGCAGAACCAGCGGCUCCUCGCCGAGGGCCAGGGCCUGCGGGAGCAGAUCCAGGCGCAGGCGGCUCGCAUGGCCAGCCUGGAGGCCCAGCUCUGCCGUGGCACCGCCCUGCUCUCUGCCCGGGACGCGGCCCUUGCCCAGGCAGGGCAGAGGGCGCAGGAGCUGACGGCAGCGCUGGAGGAGUACGAGCGCAUGGUGCAGGAGCUGCGGCUGGAGACGACGCGGCUGAGGCAGCAGCUGGGCCAGAUGCGGGACGCCUGGGCCAUGCGCCCGUGGUGCCCCCGCGGCCAGCUGGACACCCCGGCCACGGCCACGGCGAGCCCGGGGACAGGGGACAAGGAGGAGGAGGAGGACACGGGGACGGCGCUGUGCGGAGGAGGAGGCCUGGUGGGGAGCAGCGAGGAGCUGGCCGAGCAGGCGCCGCGGUCGCCGCUGUCACCGUGGGCUCUGGCGCUGCUGGCGCUGCUGGCCCUGCUCUAUCUCCUGCCCCGCCAGUGGCCCCAGCCCCAGCUGCGCUACCGGAGCCCCCCGCCCCUGUGAGACCCCCAGUAAAGGCCGGCUGGGCUGUACCAGCUGCCCCAAACACG
Messenger RNA from Pyrgilauda ruficollis (rufous-necked snowfinch), 1662 nucleotides. RefSeq names its product KASH domain containing 5 (gene KASH5). The transcript has 13 exons. Gene Ontology annotation, molecular function: dynein complex binding. Gene Ontology annotation, biological process: spindle assembly; telomere localization; chromosome localization to nuclear envelope involved in homologous chromosome segregation. The coding region runs from base 266 to 1615 and encodes 449 amino acids. Gene Ontology annotation, cellular component: chromosome, telomeric region; meiotic nuclear membrane microtubule tethering complex; meiotic spindle pole. The record is from RefSeq and is a predicted model, not a curated record. Lineage: Eukaryota; Metazoa; Chordata; Aves; Passeriformes; Passeridae.